UUACCAGAAGAUUAUUGGUUCUUUCUUACUGGAAGAGGUGUUAGUGGUGAUGUUCCAUAUUCUGACUCCUCCUUUUCUCUCUUUUCCCAGUGUUGCUGGCUUGGAUGUUGCGGUAGUGCCUUUGUUUUCCUUCUCAGCAACUCACCAUGUCACAAGAAGAUGUAGCGUCACUGCCCACCCUGAAGCUACUCUUGAUUGGAGACAGCUCAGUGGGGAAAUCCAGCCUUUUGCUGAGAUUCACCGAAGACCAAUUUGAGCCAUACCUCAAUCCAACCAUUGGUGUUGAUUUUAAAGUAAAGAAGAUGGUGGUUGGUGAUCUUCCCCUGCAGCUAGCAAUAUGGGACACAGCAGGGCAGGAGCGUUUUCGAACACUGACUCCCAGCUAUUACCGAGGCGCUCAAGGUGUAAUUUUAGUUUAUGAUGUCACCAAUAGAGAAACCUUUGUGGGACUGGAAAGCUGGCUGCAGGAGCUGGAAGUGUAUACAAAGAGAAAUGUCGUGAAGAUGCUGGUAGGCAACAAAAUUGAUGAGACCGAUCGUGAAGUAGACAGAUUGGAAGGCUUACAGUUUGCUCGGAAACACUCCAUGCUCUUUGUAGAGACCAGCGCUAAAAUGAGGCAUGGAGUGCAAAAUGCCUUUGAGGAGGUUGUCAUACGGAUCCUACAGACUCCAGAACUUUGGAAUAUCAAAAGGGAAGGAGUGAAGCUGGCUGAAAGCCGGACUCUUAAAGAAGCCAGUUCCUGCAGUGGAGCAACUUGUGCUGUUGCUUAAAAACUCACCAUCUUCAAAUAAAAAUAGCUCAGGUCAAAAAUA
This is a messenger RNA of Sceloporus undulatus (fence lizard), 812 nucleotides long. RefSeq names its product ras-related protein Rab-18-B-like. Bases 147 to 770 code for a protein of 207 amino acids. Gene Ontology annotation, molecular function: GTP binding; GTPase activity. Lineage: Eukaryota; Metazoa; Chordata; Lepidosauria; Squamata; Phrynosomatidae. The transcript has 7 exons. The record is from RefSeq and is a predicted model, not a curated record.